AUGAAGUGUACCAUUUUCAGCAAUGGCAGGCUCGCCCUUUUUGCUCUCGCCAUCACACAAUUCAGCCCCAUCCUAGCCCACCCUUCCAUAGUCGAGCGCGGUUCCCCCAUUGCCCUGGGAGCUGCCAAAACAUACGGAGCAAUCGCAGCCACGACUCUCACUAGCACAGGCAACACUCGCAUCACCGGCGACUGCGGAACCUGCCCUGGAACAUCAAUCACCGGCUUCCUCCCUGGAGUGUGUACCGGAACCACAUCAGCGGGUGGGAAAGCAGCUUGCGCCGCAGAAGCCGCUUGUCUUUCCGCAUACAACAAUGCUAGAGGUCUUGCCUCUACCGCUACAGCUCUCCCAUCAUCGGACCUCGCAGGCUUAGCAUUGGCUCCAGGCGUCUACAAAUUCCCCACGGCGGCAGCCACUAAUUCGGCCACUCUGACACUUAACGGAGCUAAGAACACCAUGGGGCAAUUCAUCUUCCUCAUCGACACAACCUUAACAACUGCCGGUAGCUCCAAGGUCGUGUUGAUCAACGGCGCACAAGCUUGCAAUGUUUAUUUUAUUGUUGGCUCAUCUGCUACUAUUGGAGAGUCAAGUGCAAUGACCGGAAAUAUUCUGGCGCAUACUUCUAUUGGUCUGACCAAUGCUGCGAGUAAUAAAGGUACUCUCUGUGCACUCAAUGGAGCUGUUACUUUGAUCAACAACUCCCUCACUGCUCAGACUGUCUGCAGUUCAUAG
Messenger RNA from Pseudogymnoascus verrucosus, 732 nucleotides. RefSeq lists its product as uncharacterized. The record is from RefSeq and is a predicted model, not a curated record. Bases 1 to 732 code for a protein of 243 amino acids. NCBI's taxonomy places the organism in Eukaryota, Fungi, Ascomycota, Leotiomycetes, Thelebolales, Thelebolaceae. The transcript has a single exon.